This is a messenger RNA of Verticillium alfalfae VaMs.102, 2208 nucleotides long. RefSeq names its product spindle assembly checkpoint component MAD1. Lineage: Eukaryota; Fungi; Ascomycota; Sordariomycetes; Glomerellales; Plectosphaerellaceae. Bases 1 to 2208 code for a protein of 735 amino acids. The transcript has a single exon. Gene Ontology annotation, biological process: attachment of mitotic spindle microtubules to kinetochore; mitotic spindle assembly checkpoint signaling. The record is from RefSeq and is a predicted model, not a curated record. Gene Ontology annotation, cellular component: mitotic spindle; nuclear envelope; kinetochore.
AUGGCCGCCCGGGGCAACUGCGUUGACGCUUGGCCGCAGACUUUCCGCGCAACCCAAACCCAGCCGACAUACAACCUCUUGACAGGUGCCGACAAUGCUGCCAGUAGACCAUCUUCUCGUCAAAGUGCCACUGGCGAGUCGCUGCGCGCCGUUUCGCGGGAGAGCUCAAAGGAAAAUCUCGCCCCACCCGACGCGGAGCAAUACGAGUCUCAACGCCAUGUCAUCGAGGAGCUCAAGGCGGAGCUUAGCGGCCUCCGUUACACGAUAGAGACAUUCGAGCAAGAGAAGCAGAUGGCCGAAGCUCGACACAAUGCCGACAUUGAAGACCAGCGCCGACGCGCCCAAGCUGAUUUCACCGCGAAACAGACCGCCGAGACGGAGAAGUCGCAAGCGCUGCGCCAACUAGAGUCGGCGCAGAAAGAGCUUGCUGAUAUUCGAGAGUCCUCCAACCAAGAAAAGUCGACCUGGGAGAAAAGGGCGCGCGAUGCUGAAGAGGAGGCUCGUCUGGUACAGGAGCAGCUCGAGGACCUUUCCAACGCCAAAGAUGAAGCCGCUCGGAUAAACGAGAAAAAAACGAUCGAUCUCGAAAUGCAGCUCCAAGCCGCUCAAAAGUCUGUGCAAGAGCUGGAGCAGGAGAGCCAGGCUCGCGAAACGGUGUUGCAGCAGGUGCAGGUGCAGUUGGCAGACAAGGACACCCACAUUGGCGAGUUGGAGUCUGAGGUGCUGCGUCUGAAGGCGCAGACCGGAGAUGCCGACACAAUGGCCAUCAUCAAACAAGAGUUGUCUGAGCAAGUCGCGCAUAUUCGGAACCUCGAGUCUACGAAUCGGGAGAACUUGAGUGAACUCAAGCACUUGCGACAAGUUCACCGGGCUACAGAGGUUGUGGAGGAAGAGAAGCGUUCUUUGCUCCGCAAGCUUGAGGCUGCCCAGGCUCUCGAGGUUGAGCUCUCGGAAGCCCAGAUUCAGCGUCAACGUCUCGAAGACGAAAGGCUGGCCUGGACUGCGUACCUCAAGAGCACGACCGCAUCGGGUGAGGACCUCGAAUUCGACUCCCCUGAAGCCCUGGCCCGAGCUCUCAUUGCUGAGCGGUACACGAUCGCGUCACACAUGGACAAGAUUGGUGGCCUGCAAGCCGAAUUGUCUGCGCAGGACAGCAGUAUCAAAUCACUGGAGGCCGAGGUAACGCGCCUCAAGGGCGAAGUGCAGAACGCCAAGGCCAGCGUCAGUGCUUCAAAUACCGACAAAGCGCGCAUGAGGGCAGAGCGUCAACGAGCGCUAGCUGUCAAGGAAGUCGAGAAUUUGCGUGCACAGUUGGCGCUGUUUGACACAGAAGACCUCCAGCCGGAGAACUAUGAUGAGGGUAAAGCCAGGCGGAUCAAGGAGCUCGAGGAGUUGAUUGAUCAGUACAAGUCGGAAACACAAGCUCUGGCAGCCGAGAUGGCGUCCCUCGAAACCACGCAGCCUACAACUGGGAAUAAGCGACCCAGAGUCGACGACGGGACGGACAAGAACGACGCCGGGCUUUCGGCGCAGCUGGCAGAACUUACACGCAAGAAGCGCAAACUGCAAGACGAGUUCUCGGCCCUGCAGUCACAACACGCGCUCACGGUGAAGGAGCUGUCGGUAGCACAGGAGCAGCUGAAGGCAGCUAAAAAGUCGUCGAAAACACGCGUUCUAUCGCUGCGAUCCAACCCCACAUCUGACUACGAAGCCAUCAAGCUCUCGACGCUUAAGGCCCUGCAGACGGAAAACGCCGAGCUGCUGGCUCACAUGCAGUCGCGAGCUAAAUCUGGGUCUUUCCCGACAGUACCUGCGUCUCAGCUGGCGGCAGCACAACGUCUCGUCGACGAGGCCAAGGCCGAGACGGCGAGCGCACAGAAGCUCAGCAGGCGACUGAAGGAAGUCUGGGGCAACAAGUCUCAAGAGUUCAAGGAGGCCGUCUUCUCCACCAUGGGCUGGACAGUCACUUUUAUGCCGAACGGCAAGAUGCGUGUCGAAUCUCAGUACUAUCCUUCAAAGACGGACGAGCACGAGAACUCGAUUGUCUUUGACGGUGAAAAGGGCACAAUGAAGGUCAGCGGCGGGCCCAGAAGCGCGUUCGCAGCAAAGAUCAGCAACCACAUCAAGUACUGGGUGCACACCAAGGGCUGCAUUCCGGGCUUCCUCGCAGCCAUGACCAUUGAGUUUUUUGAAGAACAAGAGACUUAG